Messenger RNA from Laccaria bicolor S238N-H82, 879 nucleotides. RefSeq lists its product as uncharacterized. The coding region runs from base 1 to 879 and encodes 292 amino acids. Gene Ontology annotation, biological process: positive regulation of DNA-templated transcription, elongation; positive regulation of transcription by RNA polymerase I. The record is from RefSeq and is a predicted model, not a curated record. NCBI's taxonomy places the organism in Eukaryota, Fungi, Basidiomycota, Agaricomycetes, Agaricales, Hydnangiaceae. Gene Ontology annotation, cellular component: CTDK-1 complex. The transcript is spliced from 4 exons.
AUGGACCCAUUCGAAGUGAGAAUGCAAUUUCUGGCUUUGAUUAGACGACUUAACGCCUCCCAACAAUCUAUCCAAAAAGUCGUCGGAUUCGCAGUGAAACAUUUCCCAGCGUGCGGCGAGGAUCUAUGGGACUGUAUCGUUGAAGAAUGUCAAAAGGGCUCGAUAAAUUCCCGUAUCAACAUCCUCUAUUUCCUCGAUUCAUUAUGCGAAACCUGUCUCCUCGUAUCGCAUUCUAGCUCCUCGAACUCGAAUGCUCAACCAAGUACGAGCACAGCAGCUGGUGGUAGUGGUGCUACAUCCGGAUUAUACGUGGUCUACGUCACCCGUGACCUGCGCAAGAUAGUGGAGUUGGUGGUGCCGGAGGGUAGGCAGGGGUUACCCAACCUCAUCAGUACCAAACAGAUCCUAGAGAGCUGGAGGAGUAAGAGGGUGAUUGACCCAGCCACCAUCGACGAGGUCAUCGAGGGGCUCAAUGGAAGGGGUGUACCUGUCAACGGCUCCUCGACCGCCGCGGGACAUGAAGACGCGGCUGGUUCUACAGAACUGAACAACGACUACGACCACCAGCACCGUCCUUCAAACCCACACCCAUCCGAACUCCAUCACCACCACCAACGAAGGUCCCUCUCUCGCAGUGACGUGUUCAAGCGCAUCGAAGAAGACAGGGAGAGGCAUAAAAGACUACGAGAACGUCGGUGGGUACAGCCUGUGUUCAAGGCGCAGGGCCAGCCUGGGCUCGUGUCGUUCCUGGACGACGAAGACGUGGAGUUUGAGAACGAGUGGGAGACGACGAGUGAUUGGAAUGAGGACGAUGAUGACGCUGUUGCGGAGGAAGUCAGGAUGUGUUUUUCUGCUGAAGAGAGGAUGGACUUGGGUUAA